Molecule: messenger RNA, 1337 nt
Organism: Cercospora beticola
Lineage: Eukaryota; Fungi; Ascomycota; Dothideomycetes; Mycosphaerellales; Mycosphaerellaceae
Biological process (GO): DNA repair
Molecular function (GO): catalytic activity
Source: RefSeq, a predicted model, not a curated record
CGUCUCGAGAUGCUGGCAACAUGGCUCUAGCGAAAGACCGACGCAUCGACUUCAUCACCGAGCAAGCGCUGGCAGAUCUCGUUGCAGAGUAUCCAGAACACGUCCCGGCCAGAGCAGCCAACUAUGAAGAAGCGCGUUAUGUGUCAAUUCCCCAAGCCGUAUCGGAUCGAAGACGAGAUGGCAAGCCUGCACUGGAGCAGAGUGAUGUACUCGCGCUCGUCGAUUGGAAGUUGUCUCAUGGCACCUUUCGCCCGAAAUUGAAGCAACUCGUGCAGUCAAAUCCCCCGGAUCUGGUUCACACCACCACAACCUCUGCAUUCGCAAAAUACGAUGGCAAAGCAGAGAGCGCAAAAUCAUGCUUGACCGACCUGUGUGUUUUGAAAGGCAUCGGCCCCGCGACUGCAAGCUUGCUACUGAGUGUAGCUUUCCCCGAUUCCGCGCCCUUCUUUUCUGACGAGCUGUUUCGUUGGACUUUUUGGGAGCAGGGCAAGGGCAAAGGUUGGGACAGGCCAAUCAAAUACACGCCAAAAGAGUAUCUGCAAUUGUUCGAGAAGGUCCAGCAACUCCGCCAGCAACAUGACUGGUCAGCUGUGACCAUGGAGAAAGCUGCAUAUGUCCUUGGCAGGCAAGCACUGCACAAGAACGCCCACGAUAGCAAGGAAGAAGUCGAGGAGCCCAAGGAAUCUGCGCGAGAUGAUGCAAAAUCUAAGAAGCGCCCAAUUCUUGAGCCGAACGAUCGUAUUUCGCAACCGGCGAAGAGGACCAAAAAUGCCGUUCCCAAAGACCAAUCUGCGAAUGACAAGGCGGUCAAGUCAUCCGUACCGUCGGUCGGUAUACGCUGCUCAGCACGAAUCAGAGGAAAUACAUCAUGAGCAGAGACGGGAUCGAAAGGACUCAGCCCUGCAAGUUUACUUCUUCAGGUUUUGUCAGAAUUAAAGGCAAGCCUCGAUAUAGGCGGCGCCGUCCUCGACGCGGCCGCUGUCACGGUUAGCCUCAGCCUACGGCCUUUGGAGCUGCACUUGCUAUACCACGAGCAAGAAUUCCCUUUGACCUGUAUGUGCAUGAUGACGAGCAUGAAAAUCACGGUAUGUCGGUCGAUGCAGACUGGGGGAACCUAUCCACGAUCUUGCACAUGGCAAUCGUUAGUCUGGUUCAAGCUCAGAUACCACUCGGCGAAAGACUUGAUGUCGCCACAUUGGCUUCCGUCGAAGUGCUACGCGAGUCUUGCUGACGAGGAAGCUUCGACCCACCGAACUCGGCUGAGCUACCUCUUGUCUAUCUCAGCUUCGUGGACAAUUCACGACCCGCCUCACAAAUCAUCGCCAGUCACUACAUUG